This is a messenger RNA of Ostertagia ostertagi, 789 nucleotides long. NCBI's taxonomy places the organism in Eukaryota, Metazoa, Nematoda, Chromadorea, Rhabditida, Trichostrongylidae. The record is from the annotation of a GenBank genome assembly.
AUGAGUGAUGGCAUUCCUGAUGUUGACAAGUUCGAACUGACGAUUUGCUGCGAACUAGCCAACCAUCUGAAGCCGGAUGAAGAGAUCACCGCAAUAGGUGGAUCAUCAUCUGUUGUGUUUUUGGGCACAAAUAAUGGACGUGUCAUACAUAUCAAAAAGCAAAAAAGUCGUUUCAAAGUUGCUGGAAGUUUUGAACUGCCGACUAAACAAGUGAUUCGACAAAUCGAGUUCGCAUCAGCUCUCGAUAUUAUCCUAGCACUUUGUGACACUAUUCUAUUUGAUAUCGAACUGGAAUCUUUUAGUAUUGUUUCAAACCGACCGUCAGCGCAGUGCAUUGCUGUUAAUACGAAUCCGAUAGUCGAUGAUCCAUUUUGCUUGCAAAUCGCUGUCGCAACCACCUCAAAGCAAAUACACUUUUGCGAACGACGAAAUGGCAAAAUGGAAGUUGUGCAGAAAUUGAAUACAGAAGUAAAUACAUCUGCAAUGGCAUUCUCACGGCUGACCAUCUGCUUUGCAGCGAAUGGCAUGUACAACAUUUACAAUGUUUCCACAAAAUCGGUGAUCCCUUUGUUUUCGUUUGAUGCGAAAGUCAUCCGACCACAGAUCUGCUGCGUUGACAUGGAGUUUCUUGUAGCUGGAAUGGAUGGACUUCUUAUCUCUGUUACGGAACAAGGUGUUUCGAUUCGACCUCCUACGGUAAUUUCAUCGGUGAUGGUAGAUGCGAUGGUGUGCUGCUCUCCUUACGUGUAUCUUCGGACUUCUGACGAGGUUUUGAUUGUUAGGUACUGA